AAGUAGUUUGACAUGUGAGCCCAGGAGUGGAUACACGUGGCGUAAUAUCGAAUGAAAACAAUUACCGAAUGAAACUUUGGGCGGAUUAACAAGGUUUUUAAAGGUUAAUACUUUUUCUUUGUUGGAACGUGUUUUGUAUGGCGUUAAACAGGAGAGUGUGGCGAUUUUACAAGUGUAUCUAAAAUAUGAGAGGCAGAAACACAGUGCUGCUGGCUUUGCUAUUUUUGGCUGGCUUCACAACUGUUUAUAUUCUGCAUUCAGGCCCUGGCGUUUUUCAACGACUUAAUAGACAGUCUGCGACGGGAAAAGAGAUUCCCAGAACUCUGUCAAAAGCAGAUGAGUACAGACUGAGAUACCCUGACCCACACAAUGACACUGUGGUUCUGCCUCCUAAAGAAGUCAUGCAGAAGAUGGAUCAAGGGGCCCUGGGAGACCUAUAUCACAAGUAUAUCAACAGCUUACAGAUUUUCUGCCGUAAAGUCAUUCGUCUUGGGAAACUAGAUGAUGGAGGUUGGGAUUUUUGUGAUGACUACAGAUUUCGUCCAAGGAACAACUGUCUAGUCUAUUCUUAUGGGAUCCAGUUUGACUUUAGUUUUGAUGAUGCCAUUGUAAAAAAAUACAAUUGUGAAGUGCAUUCUUUUGAUCCUAGCAUGAGGGUAGGGGAUCACAAACAUGGUACCAAUGUAUUUUUCCAUGCCACCGGUCUAUCGGGGGACAACAAUCCAUCACGGGGGACUGGCUGGAAGAUGCGGACUCUACAGAAACAAAGAGAAGAACUGGGACACUCUAAGAGGCCCUUGGAUGUUCUCAAAGUUGACGUUGAAGAGUGGGAGUGGUCUGCCCUUCCAGAUAUGAUCCGCUCAGGGGCACUGAAUGACGUGCGGCAGUUUGCCAUUGAGCUGCAUAUAACACUGAGGAUCGAACCAGACGGCAGUAAAUAUUUACUGGGAUUAAGCAUUCUCAAAGACCUCUAUGAUAUGGGAUUUAGGAUUUUCUGGACUCAUAGAAACUUGUGGUGUAAAUUUUUUCCUCAGAAUGGAGCACCACAAAGAACUGGCUGCCAUGAGGUCUCAUUUGUUAAUAUAAACAACGUGUGAUUUCAGCAUUUUACAAACUCACUGGUUGACCAAAAGAGAUUUCCUAUAGAUUGAAAAGAAAGCUUGAUCUGUAUUCAGAUGGUUCAUAGGGAAGUACAUGCUUAUAAAAAUGGCCUGAUUAUCUGGAAUCAUUAAGGGUUAAUAGAAUGAUUGAUUUCCAAACUGUGUCAAAUUUUUAUCAUGUAUCUGUUUUUGUUAAAACCACUGUAAACAAAAAAAAGUUGAAUCAAAUUUUGAUGCAGAUAUCAAUAAUCAGUUAAACAUGUACAUGUAUUUAAGAAUCUUAAAGUAUGGAAGAUAAUUUUAUAUAAAUUGUGCCUGGUACAUGUAAACUUUGAAAGAUAUUUAGUAUAGUGAUAGUUUUGCAAUGCUUGUGCCAACAUUUUUUAUGGUUUAGGCUUAAUCUGGUUGAUAGUACAUGUAUAAAGAACCUUUUUUUUAUUUUGUCAUUUAUAUACUUGUACAGAGUGUUGACAGCAUUUUUAUAUCUUUUAUAAACCUCCUCCCCCCCCCCCCCCCCCCAAUAAUUUGUUUUAUAGUAAUCACUCUGUCUAUCCUGUUUUUUAUUUUUAGCUCUACUGGUCAAAGAAGCCAGUAGGAAUGGUAGGGUUUCCACCAUCUGUCUAUCUUUCUGUCUUUCUCUUGUCUGUAAAGAAUUUAUCAAAAUGCUACUCCUCCUAGUAUAGUUUUUGGCACAAUUUCAAUAAAAUUUGGUACCCAAGAAGAUUACACUAGUAUACAUAAUUCUAUAUAUCAGUAUUUGAUUCUGAAAAACGGUGUUGCCAUGGUAAUUAAGUAGAAAGAAUGCAUUUAUACAUUUUCUUCUCCAUAACUGCAAGGCCACAUAAGUCAAAUUGAUACUGUAGUACAUGUAUCCCCAUGUUCUGUGGAUUCAGUGACCCCUUAGGGUUAGGAUGGGGCAGAAUUAGGGUGGGGCCAUAGUAUGGGGUCACCAUUUUUCAUGGGAAUAUAUAAAUCUUUCCAAAAUCUUCAGAACAGAAGGGCUAAAGUUACUCAGGUGAGUGUUGUGGCCCAUGGGCCCAGUUAUUUAAUUAUUGUAUUUUUACAUAUUUUUUGUUGUUAUCAAGUUAUUACAUCCACAACUCCAUUCUUAUAAUAUCAAGUAGCUGCAUGGUCCCUUGCUGACUGGUCAGUGUUCUAGUUUAUAGACAUAUUCAUCAGAACAUUUUUUUGAAAAUUUUACCAAGUUAUUGCUAAGUCCAAUAGAGAUUUCAUCUGAAGAACUAAAUUACAUCUAUAUUUUACAUUGUAGAUAUGCAGCUAUUGAAAUUUGUAUAAAAAAAAGAAUAUGAUAUUGUUUGAGAAAUUAACUGAAUUGUGAGAUGUAGGGAUACAGGUUUGUAAAUGCAGCUAUGUGUAGUUUAUGAUACAGCUUAUAAUGAAAUCUCCAUCUCAGGAAGUAAUAGGGAAAUUUACAGUGACACCCACCCCAUCCAUGACCAAAGAAAAUUAUAUAUAAAUUCCCAUUGAAAAACUUUUCUUUUAGUCACCCUCACAGGUGCAUGAAAGAUAUACUUGUUACACAGUUACCUCUCUGAUGUAUGUAUAUACUUCAAUGUGUUCAUUGAAAUUUCACCCAACCAAUUCAGCAUUUUACUUUGACUUGAUGGCAUAUUUUAUAAUCUCCAUCUUUCCUUUUUUCAAUUUUUUAGUGCCCUAGGGACUUACCCAGUAUUUGGGGG
Saccostrea echinata is the source of this 2800-nucleotide messenger RNA. Its product is annotated as probable methyltransferase-like protein 24. The transcript is spliced from 6 exons. Lineage: Eukaryota; Metazoa; Mollusca; Bivalvia; Ostreida; Ostreidae. The coding region runs from base 186 to 1097 and encodes 303 amino acids. The record is from RefSeq and is a predicted model, not a curated record.